Cuscuta europaea is the source of this 349-nucleotide messenger RNA. Lineage: Eukaryota; Viridiplantae; Streptophyta; Magnoliopsida; Solanales; Convolvulaceae. The record is from the annotation of a GenBank genome assembly.
GAGGGGACUGCUGGAAAGAAAUUAAAACCUCGGGCUCGCGGGCGUAGUUAUCCAAUAAAAAGACCGACCUGCCAUAUCACUAUUGUACUAAAAGAUAUUUCAUUCAAUGAUUCUGAAUCCGUGGAGCUCGGUUUGCUAAAAAAACCACAAGCGAAAAAAAAUUCUAGAACUAAAGCAUAUUCUGAUAUCCAGAAAAGGAUGGUAUUUAUGGGACAAAAAAUAAAUCCACUUGGUUUCAGACUUGGUACAAACCAGGCCCAUUAUUCACUUUGGUUUUCGCAACCAAAAACGUAUGCUGAAAAUCUGCAAGAAGAUCAAAAGAUAAGAGCUUUUAUAAAAAAUUAUGUAC